AUGAGCUCUAAUAGUAGUUGUUGUUCUCUUUUGGUUCUCCUCUCUCUACAACUUUUAUUGAUCCUUGAUUCUGCAGAUCUCACCGUUUCCAUCACUUGCGUUAGGGAAUGUGGAGGAACGAACAUCCCUUACCCAUUUGGAAUCGGAAAGGGUUGCUAUCUUGAGAAAUUCUACGAGAUUGAGUGUGUUAAUUCUUCCUCUAUUCCAGGGAAGAGUGUUCCUUUUCUUUCCGUAAUUGGCAAGGAAGUUGUGGAAAUCUUUCUUCCACCAACAUUAUACACGAGGUAUACCAUUGCACAAGGGUCAGUUCGCAUAAAAACCCGAGUAACUUCAAAGGGGUGCUCAAGCCGCGGAGAUGAGCUUGAAACACCUUUAAAUUUGACGGGGACACCUUUUUACGUUAGCUCCAAUAAUAAAUUGAUAGCAUCUGGUUGCAACAACAAGGCAUCGUUGACGAAUAUCGAGUCGAACAUUGUGGGAUGCACGUCUAGCUGCGUCCCAGCCAACCGUACAGCCUCAAAAGAUUAUCUUGCGGCACUCAGCAGAUGUAGUAUAUAUGGAACCCCCAAUUGUAAUGCCGAAAGCAUUACCAAUGAAACAAACUGCAAUGGGUAUCUAUGCUGCCAAGCAGACAUCCCUGCUCUAUAUGAACAACAAACUGUGGGUGUGGGAAUUGAAAGCACCACUACGACAACGGAAGGGUGCAAAGUCGCCUUCUUAACGGACGAGGCAUACUCUUUGUCAGAUGGAUCUGAUCCGAAAAAACUUCAUGCUGAUGGAACAGCGAGAAUUGAGCUAGGAUGGUUCAUCAAGACGUCCAAUCGUUCGUAUGUAGACUCCUUGGGAUGCGAAAGUUUUGAAGUAUAUGGAAAUUUAACGGAACGCUCACUUGAAAGUACUUACUCAAUAGAUUGUGUUUGCGACUACAAUGCUUCCUACAAUGCUUAUCUAAGUUAUGCAAGAUGCUCAUGCAAUGAAAAGUACAAAGGCAACCCAUACCUUCCGGGUGGAGGCGGAUGCAAAGAUAUUAAUGAAUGUCUAGAAGACGAAUAUGGAAAUUACAAAAAAUGUAGGGGUGGAACGUGUGUCAAUUUGCCUGGACACUAUAGGUGUGUAUACAAAAAACAUCGGCCAAUUGCUACAGGGAUUGGUUCGAGUUUUGGCUCAUUAGCUUUUAUUGUUGGAAUAUACUGGUUAUACAACUUUAUUAGAAAGCAGAAGAGGUUAAAGCAGAAGAAGAAGUUCUUCAAGCGUAAUGGGGGUCUACUGUUGCAGCAACAAUUGACUGCAACAGAAGGUAACCUCGAGAAGACGAAAGUAUUCAGCUCGAGAGAGUUAGAAAAAGCUACCGAAAAUUUUAGCGUAAAUAGAAUACUUGGCCAAGGUGGUCAAGGUACUGUGUACAAAGGAAUGCUCGUCGAUGGUAGAAUUGUAGCUGUGAAGAAAUCCAAAGUCGUGGACGAAGAUAAGUUGGAAGAGUUCAUCAAUGAGGUUGUCAUUCUUUCGCAGAUCAACCACAGAAACAUCGUGAAACUUUUAGGGUGCUGUCUUGAGACAGAUGUUCCUGUUCUUGUCUACGAGUUUAUUCCUAAUGGUAACCUUUUUGAACAUCUUCAUGAUGAAUUGGAGGAUUACACGAUGACUACUUGGGAAGUGCGUCUCCGCAUUGCUGUGGAUGUUGCAGGAGCUCUUUCAUACUUGCACUCGGCUGCGUCGUCACCAAUCUAUCAUAGAGACGUCAAGUCUACAAACAUAAUGUUGGAUGAAAAAUAUCGAGCCAAAGUAUCUGAUUUUGGAACAUCAAGAUCAGUAACGGUGGAUCACACCCACUUGACUACGGUAGUUUCAGGUACGGUGGGAUAUAUGGAUCCAGAGUACUUUCAGUCUAGCCAAUUCACAGAUAAAAGUGAUGUCUAUAGCUUUGGGGUUGUGCUCGUGGAGCUCAUCACGGGUGAAAAGUCAGUUUCGUUUCUGAGAUCUCAAGAAAACAGGACACUGGCAACUUAUUUCAUUCAUGCAAUGAAACAUAAUACACUCUUUGAUAUCAUCGACCCACGGAUCAAAGAUGGCUGCAAGUUGAAUCAAGUGACCGCAGCUGCAAAAAUUGCAAGGAAAUGUCUGAAUCUGAAGGGGAGAAAGCGACCAAGCAUGAGAGAAGUGUCCGUGGAGUUAGAGAAUAUUCGCUCGUCUUCUAGAGAUACUGCAUAUGAGUAUAUUAGCGAAAAUGAGGAAGAAAGAGAGGACGAUGUCAUGGAAGUUAAUAUAGAGGUAGACCAGUGGAACAAUGUAGCUGUUACUGCUCCAACGUAUCAAUGCAACGAUGCAUCAUCAUCUUCAUUGUGCUCAGAUGUUGAACCACUGUUUCCUCUUCAGACAAGAUGAAACUUCAGUGAUUGUUGUGUUGAACGUAUUUAUGCCUUCUAUUAUAUAUGUAUAAUCCAUUGUAUCGAACAUAUUUGAUGCGUUUAUUAUCUAUGACAGAAUAGUAUCGAUUCCAAAAAUGAAAUGGUCUAAUGAAUAAGCUUAAAUUCUUAUAUAGAAUCUAGCUGGUAUCAACAUCAACCACUAUCGAGACUACCAUA
Messenger RNA from Capsella rubella, 2582 nucleotides. Its product is annotated as wall-associated receptor kinase-like 10. Gene Ontology annotation, biological process: protein phosphorylation; cell surface receptor signaling pathway. Gene Ontology annotation, cellular component: plasma membrane. Gene Ontology annotation, molecular function: protein serine/threonine kinase activity; calcium ion binding; ATP binding. The record is from RefSeq and is a predicted model, not a curated record. Lineage: Eukaryota; Viridiplantae; Streptophyta; Magnoliopsida; Brassicales; Brassicaceae.